UGUUGGAAAAUGUAAAAACGCGCCGUACGUGAAUGUCGCUUGAUUAAUUGCAUAUUCAUACCAUGCGGCAGGAUUUUAUUAUGGGAGCAUAAUUUACUAGCAUGUAAAUUAAGACCAAGUAAAAGGUAGCUGUGUCAAGUCUGUGAAAUUGAAGAAGACGAAGAAGAAAAAGAAGCAUAGAAGGAAGAAGAAGAAGAAGAAGAAGAAGAAGAAGAAGAAGAAGAAGAGGGGGAAGAAAUUGCAAUGGUGACCGCAGUGGAGCUGCUGAGUCUCCUGCUGGUGUCGGUGCUGUGGGGCUGCACCAACCCUUUCCUCAAGAGAGGCGCCGAGGGGAUAGAGACUGUGAGCAAGUCCGGCCGCGUCUCCCAGCUGCUGGCGGAGUUCAAGUUUAUAUUCCUUAACUUUAAGUACCUGCUCCCAUUCCUACUGAACCAGAGUGGCUCUUUGGUCUAUUAUUAUACCCUUUCCACCACAGAGCUGUCCCUUGUUGUUCCUGUGGCCAACUCGCUCACCUUUCUUUGCACUUUACUCACUGGGAAGUUACUGGGUGAGGAGAUCGGAGGCAAACAGGCUGUCGCAGGCAUGUUCCUUACAAUGGCUGGCAUCACUCUGUGUGUUAUAAGCACCACUGAUGAGAAACUCAUUGGGAAGCAAAAUGUGACCCAGCCUGUGCACUAACGGAGGUCAGGAGUAAAGUAAAUCUUCCAAUAAUUCAAGGCUGAGGGGCCAAUUCAUGGCAGACUCUUAAAAGGAACAAUGCUGUGUCUGUGGGAGAAUAGAUCCUAAAUGAACUGAGUCUUACACCCAGUUGAAGGUAGGUGGGUUCACAUUGAGUUCGCUAUAGAACUACACAAAAUUUAUGGGACCUGCAUGGAAAUUAGAGAUUGUUAACGCUCACGUUAGAACAUUGCGCUACUCCACCAUGUGACUGGCAUCUGCAUAAACGCUAAAGAGACCACCUACAAAUAAAGCUGACUGACCUGAAAUGGACCAGCUAUAUGUCAGCUCCUGAUUUAAUGGGGUAAAUUUAUUGCUGCUGUUUUCUGUGUUUGGACACAGGAGAACAAAUUGCUUCAAGGAGGAGAACAAAGCUGUUUAAUUAUUUAUUUGUUUUCUUCUUCUCCUGUUGCCUUGUGCACAUGAUGCACUACAGAGGUAGUUAAUGUACUGUGGAAUAUUUCUAAUUAAGGAAGAGUUAGAACUGAUUACUAUACUACACUGUGUUUACAAAUGCUGAAUAUCUAUCCUAGAUAUUCAGGUUUGUGUGUGUUAUUUUGGGUUGACUAUAGAUAUUCAAUAAUGACAGCUUGCCUAGUAAUCAUGCACACAGUGUAGCUGGCUAAAUAUUUUGUACAGUGUUUAUCAUCAACAAAUGUACAUAGAUAUAUAUAUAUUUGUACUGUCAUUGUGUUUAACUGACGCAUUUGAAACAUUGCUCAAAUAACUUUGUUUUUUUAUAAACUGUUUACAAAAGAAAAAUAUUAAUUUUCUUUCCUUCAUGACACAUUUUGUGCUCAAACAGUGGAAACGUACAGGUUUUUAAGUUUGUUUAGCUUUAAGUAGCUAAUGUUAGUACCACCAUGCUUAACGGUGGCAAACGAGGUAAGUCCUGUCAUUCCCAAUUUCCAUAAAGAUGCUGUAGUCGUGAUUUACAAACGGAUAUACACAUAGUGUCACGGUGCCUCAAAGAGCUGCUGGUCCUGAUUUGCUGUGUUGACUGGUCUGUAUUCGUGUUUUAGGACAGCGUCAGUUUGUUGUUGUCAUCGAGUGUCGUCCGUUGUCAUUAAAGCCGUCUGCUUCCUGUA
Molecule: messenger RNA, 1805 nt
Organism: Betta splendens (Siamese fighting fish)
Lineage: Eukaryota; Metazoa; Chordata; Actinopteri; Anabantiformes; Osphronemidae
Gene: tmem234
Product: transmembrane protein 234
Exons: 5
Coding region: 244-678 (144 amino acids)
Source: RefSeq, a predicted model, not a curated record